This is a messenger RNA of Egretta garzetta (little egret), 1707 nucleotides long. Its product is annotated as zinc finger protein GLIS3-like. The record is from RefSeq and is a predicted model, not a curated record. The transcript is spliced from 3 exons. Gene Ontology annotation, cellular component: nucleus. Gene Ontology annotation, biological process: regulation of transcription by RNA polymerase II. Gene Ontology annotation, molecular function: DNA-binding transcription factor activity, RNA polymerase II-specific; RNA polymerase II cis-regulatory region sequence-specific DNA binding. The annotation marks the transcript as partial. Lineage: Eukaryota; Metazoa; Chordata; Aves; Pelecaniformes; Ardeidae.
AUGAAUGGGAGGUCAUGCAGUAUGAGCCAUCGGACAACAGGUAUUCCUCAUGGACCUAGGAUGAUGAUCAGCGGACAGCAGAUCCCACCUAUCAGAGUUCAUGCAGGAACGCCCUGCCCAUCUUCAAAUAGCAGCGCCCUAAGCCCAGCUAUUGGAAACUUGGCUGCCAACCUACACUUAAAGAUGCCCCUUGGAGGAGGGGUAGCUCCUCAGAGCAACAUCCUUGACAGUCCUAUUCACCUUCCUGCUCUAAGUCCCAGGAAACAAGUGGUUACAAAUGGGAAGCCUUUAUUACAAGUCCCACAGCCCCCAGGACUGCCAGCCCCACAGUCUUUAAAGCCAAAACAGCAAGAAUUUGGAAAUACUUUCUCCCCAUGCACAGGUGAAGGAGGUCUUGGUUACGGACCCCAGUGCAAGUCCAUUGGAAAAGGCAGCUGCAAGAAUGUAAUAGUCACCAGCAGUUCCAUGACAGUUCAACAGCUGGGACCUGUUUCACCUCCUGCUAAUCAGGUUUCAACAGCAUGCAACCAGAUCAGCCCUAGCUUACAGAGGUCUAUGGAUGCUUCCAGUCUGAGUGCUUCUCCGUCAGAUACAAGGUUGCUCUUGUCACAUGAAUCUCUGGCCUCUACGACCUUAAGCUUGUCAGAAAGUCAGUCCACUUUGAGUGUUAAGCAAGAGUGGUCACACAGGUACAGGACACUUCCUUCUGUUCCUCCUGACCAAGAUUUACAAAAUGGCAGUGAGCUGGGGGACGUACUAGAUUUUUCACCUGGAACAUCUGUGUCCAGUAACUGCGUCUCUAACUCAUUACAGCCUUACUUAUAUGGCAUGGAAAAUAAGCAUUCCCCUUACUCUAGUCCUCGCCAUUCCUCAGCCCGCUCCAAGAAGAGAGCACUCUCUCUGUCUCCUCUGUCUGACGGCAUUGGGAUUGACUUCAACACAAUCAUCCGUACAUCCCCAACCUCUCUGGUGGCCUACAUCAACAGCUCCAGGACAUCACCAGCGAACAUCUCCCCUCAGCCUGAGGUCUAUGGACACUUUUUGGGAGUAAAAGGAAGCUGUAUACCCCAAAAUUGCUCUAUUCCAACUGCCCAGAAAGGCCUCCUCAUGGCUAAUGGCAACGUCACCUUCCCAGGGUACGUUGAGAAUGGGGCUGGUGAGUACCAGCGGAUGCAGCAGCUGGAGCAAGCCAGCUUGCAGAUGGCUGCCACAAGUAACAUGGUGAUCCAGCAGGGCAUGCUGCCCGCAGGCAACCAGGCAGUGGGCAUCCUGAAAAAUGAACGGCUGGAUGACUUCUCAUGCCGUACGGUCGACAUGCCUCCCCCACCCCUGCUGCCGCCGCCGCCUCCACAAGGGCCGCCCCCACCAUACCAUGCUCACCAGUACCAGCAUCCACACAGCCUCCCCAGUCGCAUUCACCCGCUGCCUGUGCUUCCUUCUGCCCCAGUCUCCCUGCUUGAUGAAGACGGUGAGCUAGAUGAUUUCAAUGGCAAGCAUGGCUGUCGCUGGGUUGACUGCGGUGCACUGUAUGACCAGCAAGAGGAACUUGUGCGGCACAUAGAGAAGAUCCAUAUCGACCAGAGGAAAGGAGAGGACUUCACUUGCUUCUGGGCAGGUUGCCCACGAAGGUACAAGCCAUUUAAUGCCCGUUAUAAACUGCUGAUUCACAUGAGAGUCCACUCAGGAGAGAAGCCGAACAAAUGCACA